AUGCCUAACUUCGAAGCCGCGUGGAGCAGUCGAUCGUCAGGCGAAACCGCGACGCAACUACCACGUUACAAUAAUAUCAACCCCGAGAGAGGCCCCCCCGCAAGUUUAUCCCGAGUGAUAUCGGGGCCCGACCAGGUCGAUAUCUCUCGCUCGUUCGCCGCGCGAAGGUGGAAUACGCAGAGAGGAUACACCGCGGCAUAGAUCGCGGUACCGUUUCACCGAGGAUAAUAUCACGAACCACAUGCGCUGCUGCAGCGGCGAGUAUAGAGUGUUUGUGCGUGCGUGACCCGGGUUUUUCGGGCCCGUUGCCUUCGUCGCGUUGUAUAGCUCGGACCGUCCGCGCACGGUGCGCUGGACCGUCUCGGGAUGUUGUUGGGAGAGGCGAUCAGGGCCUGCUGAGCGGCACGAUUCGACGAAAGCCGGGUUUCAGAAGUGCGCGUGAAUCCCCGCUAUGUGUGGUGUACGUAUAUAACUACAUAUCGAGUAGUCGGGCUGAUCUUCGCCCGCCGCAGGACUCGCCCGAGAGGUUCGAAUGACCGAAAAAAUUUCAAAACUCACACCGCACCACCACGCCCGCGGCCAAACGUCGGAGCUGAGGCGCAAACGGAUCACCGGCGAAUGACCAAAGAUCACGAUGCUGCCGAUGCCCCCCUCACGUGCCACAAAGUCGAAAAAUUUCACGAAAUUUCAUUAAGUUCGUACGAAUCCGGUGGAUGCGGUGGCACCAUAGGCACGACGAAUCGAUCAUUGGAUAACAUUUUUGAUUCCGAAUGCAGUGAUGAUUAUUGUACAGAUUACACAGUGAGCGGAAUUUAAUUCGAUGCGAUUGCCAUGAAUUUUUCCCUCCUUCGCUACUUGCGGAAGAUAUGUUGGCGAUCGUGAUACCGUGACAGUGCUUAUAACCCUAGUGACCGAAUACUGGAUUAAAUAAUAAUAAAAAAUACAUAUUGUGCGUAUAACUACCUCAGUGAAAAAUAUAAGUGUUCAGUUGUUCUUGUGUUUUCUCGUCGCGUUUACGUUGUAGGGAUAAUCGUCGAGGGGCGUACUCUGGAUACGAGUACGAUCGCGGAGCUUACAGAAAUAUUCGUUUCCAGAGAUAAAGGGAUCGGCAAUUCCGGUGGCAAUAAACGGUGCAUGAUUUUACUGACAAUUGGAGGCAAAAGGGAUCUGGGCAGAAUGGAACCGCUUUCCUGGAGGUAAUCCUCAACGCCGAGGUACCGUCAGGAUGCAGCGAGUUCAAGUCGUCCUCCUUCUGGUCCUCGGGACCUCUUUUGUCCCGGGACCGAAAGCAGAGCUUGUCCGGCAUCUUGAGGUGGCGGAAAACGCGCCCGCGGGUACCAGGGUGGGUCUGAUAGACGCGGAGACUCCACCUUACCUGAUCGUCCACGUCCUAGGAUCGACCGCCGAGGCGGAUCUCAACGUGGACUAUACAACCGGGGAGAUAAGGACGAAAGUGCCCCUGGACAGGGAAACGAGGGCUUCUUACAGCCUGGUCGCGUUGCCCCACAACGGCGACAACGUCCGCGUCGUUGUUAAGGUCCUCGAUGAAAACGACAACGCUCCCGUCUUCCCGGUCGAUCACGUCGACGUCGAAUUCCCGGAGAAUUCACCUCGUGACGCGAAACGCGCCCUGCCACCCGCCAAGGAUCCGGACCUUGGUCAGUACACGACGCAAAGAUACGAAAUUGUGUCCGGUAAUGUCGGCGACGUAUUCAGACUGGCCGCCCAUCGCGGAAGAGAUGGCGUACUGUACUUGGAUUUACAAAAUUCUGGUUCCCUGGACAGAGAGACCAGAGCGAACUACAAUCUGGUGAUAGAAGCGCUCGACGGAGGUGCGCCGCCGCUGAGAUCUAGAUUAAGGGUGAACGUCACGAUCCAAGACGUCAACGACAACCCUCCGAUAUUCAAUCAAACUCGUUACUUGGCGAGUGUCCCCGAAAACGCGACCGUCGGAACGUCCGUCCUUGCGGUGAACGCGCGGGAUUCGGACGCCAACGAGAACGGAAAGAUCGAAUAUUCGAUAAACAGGCGGCAAUCCGACAGGGAAGAGAUGUUCAGGAUAGACUCCGAGACGGGCAUGGUUUACGUUAACAAACCCCUCGACUUCGAAUCGAAGGACAGUCACGAGCUGGUUAUCGUUGCCAGGGAUAGAGGCGCUCAACCGUUGGAGGCGAGUGCAUUUCUCACGGUGAGGGUCACCGACGUUAACGACAAUCAACCCGCCAUCACGGUCAUAUUUUUAUCGGACGACGCAACGCCGAAGAUAUCGGAGAGCGCCCAGCCGGGUGAAUUCGUCGCAAGGAUAUCGGUCAGCGAUCCGGACUCGAGAACGGAAUACUCGAACGCCACGGUCACCCUCUCCGGAGGCGACGGUCAUUUCGGUUUGGCUACGAGGGACAAUAUCAUCUACCUCGUCGUCGUAGAGCGGCCCUUGGACCGCGAGGAAAAACCAGUCUACGAACUCUCCGUCGAGGCCACGGACGCCGGGACACCUCCGCUCCGAGCGGCGAGGACCUUCAAACUUCUCGUUACCGACGUCAACGAUAACGCGCCAAAAUUCGCUCGGGAUUACUACGAAGCACAUUUAUUGGAGGCCUCGGAGCCCGGAACCAACGUUGUCCAGGUAUCGGCUAGCGAUCUGGACGAGGGAGCGAAUUCCGCGAUAAAAUACUCCCUACAAAAUUCCACGUGGUUCACCAUCGACGAGAAUACCGGCGUCGUCACGACGGUUACGCACGUCGAUUGCGAGGCUGAUCCCGCGCCGAAACUUAUCGUUAUCGCUACCGAUUCGGGGCGACCCCCUCUCAGUAGUACCGCGACUGUUCAGGUCACCGUUCACGACCUCAACGACAACGAACCCAUCUUCGAGAAACCCCUCUACAACGCUACCGUUCCCGAGGAUCUACCGAUAGGACGCUGUUUUAUCAAGGUCCAAGCAACGGAUCCGGACUGCGGAGUGAACGCGAUGGUGAACUACACUCUCGGAGGUGGUGGAAUAGCCGCGGAACAGCUCCUGGUGAGGAGUGAUACCGGCGAGAUAUGCGUGCGGGCACCUUUGGACCGAGAAACCGCGUCGUAUUUGGAACUUCCGGUGAUCGCCACGGACAGAGGUGGUCUCAGCACUACGGCUAUCGUCCUCGUUCAGGUGACGGACGUCAACGACAACCGUCCGAUAUUUUCACCCUGGCAGUACAACGUGACCUUGAGGAGCGACAACGCGGCGAACGGUCCGAUCCUCCGUAUUUUGGCCACGGACAAGGACGUCGGUCUCUUCGGGCAGGUGGCGUACAGGAUAUCCGGUGGAAACGAAGCCGGUGUUUUCAGGAUAGACAGAAGUUCCGGCGAACUUCACGUGGCCAGGCACAGUCUUCUGACCAGAUCUCAGAUGCACCACCUCAACGUAACGGCCACGGACGCCGCGGGCCUGAAAAGCCUCAAGGACGCGGAGGUGAAGAUCUCCGUUUCCUCGGCCGGUAACAGACUCGCGGCAUGCGAAAAGCCGAGAUAUUCCAUCAGCGUCGAGGAGAACAUUCCGCAGAAUUCGAUCAUUGGGAACAUCAAGCCGGCCGUCGACUCCGGCACGGGAGUCGUACGAUUUUUCCUGGCCAACGAAGAGUCGAAUUUAUCGAUCGACGUCACUACCGGACUCCUGCGGACCCGUCUACCUCUGGACAGAGAAAGCAAGGCCAGAUACAUACUCAGCGUAGCCGUUCGGAGUGGGAUUCCCGUCGGAUAUUGCCAGGUCGAGAUCGAUGUCAAGGACGUGAACGAUAAUCCACCCUCUUUUCCGAGCGCCUCGGUGAGGAUAUCGGUACCGGAAUCUCACCCGAUCCACGCGCCCCUCUACGUCGCUCACGCCACCGACCCGGACAUUACUCCGCCCGCACCGAUCCGAUAUCAGCUAACGCAGAACAGCAACGAUCUAUUCGGAAUCGACGCGAGACUCGGCGAAGUUUACCUGGUCAGAAGACUCGACUACGAAACCCAGCAGAGACACAGCCUCCUGAUCAGCGCGGGGGACGGCGCCGGUUUCUCUGCGAAUUUCAGUCUCAGCGUGGAGGUGCAGGACGUGAACGACAACCCCCCGGUGUUCGAGAGAAACGAGUACCACGUGGACGUUCUCGAGAGCGCAAGGCCGGACUUACAGAUACUGCAAGUGACCGCCGUCGACCUGGACACGGGUAACAACGCCCGCCUGAGUUAUCGUCUCCAAGGAUCACCUUCGUUUCGCAUCAGUCCGAACACGGGGUGGAUUUACCUCGCCCAGUCCCUCGAUCGAGAAACGGUGGAUCGUUACGCCUUGACCGUCCUGGCGACCGACAAUGGUUCGCCGGCAGCGACGGCGAGUGCCUCGGUGCUGGUGACGGUCCUCGACGACAACGACAACGAGCCGCGUUUCGAUAAGGAGUCCUACAGCUUCGAGAUGCUCGAAAAUCUACCCGCUGGUACCCUGGUCGGUACCGUUGGCGCAACGGAUGCGGAUAUCGGGAAGAACGCGCUCCUCAGGUACGCGGUGAUCCAGCCCAACAGCAGCUUCGUCGUCGACCCGGAUACCGGUGAAAUCACGACGCACGAACCGCUGGACCGAGAACUUCGAGCGGUUCACGAACUUGUCCUGGAGGCUCGGGAUCAGGGAAUGCCGUCGAAAGCAGCGCGGGUCCCCUUGCGUGUGACGGUACUGGACGUGAACGACAACUCGCCGGAAAUCGUCGAUCCUCAGGGGGAUGUUGUGAGCGUUCGCGAGGAGCAGCCACCCGGGACGGAAGUAGCCAGGGUCCGAGCAUUGGACACGGAUCGCGGGGAGAACGCCUCGGUCACCUACAGCAUCCUGAAAGACCGUGACUCCGACGGUUAUAACGUCUUCACCAUUGACCCUAACACCGGGAUGAUUAGGACCAAAGUAGUCCUUGACCACGAAGAACGCAACGUCUACAGAGUAUCCGUUAAAGCCAGCGACGCCGGUCGACCGCCGCGUCACAGCGUCAGGGCCCUUCGCGUAGAAGUUUUAGCCCUGGCAGAUAACAGGCCAACAUUCACCAGCAGUAGUCUGACUUUCACGGUCAGAGAAGAUGCAACGAUCGGUCACGCGGUGGGUUCGGUUUCCGGUGCCGGUCCAAGCGGGAGAGUAGCUUAUACUUUGGAUUCGUUGACACCGAUCAGCCAGUUUCCAGCGUUCGACGUUGACCGAGGAUCCGGUCAACUGGUCGUCGCGCACUCCCUCGACAGAGAGAACAUAAGCGAGUACCACCUGGAAAUCCGUGCGUUGGACACGACCUCGAUCGGAAAUCCACAGAGCAUAGCUGUUUCGGUAAAAAUCGUCGUCGAAGACGCGAACGACAACGCUCCGCGAUGGCCUCUGGACCCGAUAACGGUCAGAGUUUCGGAAAGAGCCGUCAUCGGAUCAACGAUCUACAACCUUACGGCGACAGACUUGGACAACGGGGUGAAUGGAGAUCUUCGGUAUAGUUUGGUCGCCGAGCUGCCCGCCGCGGGAAACUUUGCCGUCGAUUCUCUCACCGGGGCUCUCACCCUGGCGCGACCCGUCGAUAGAGAGGAAAGAGCGGAAUACACCCUCGUCCUCAAGGCAUCCGAUCGGGCACCCCCCGCCGAACAACUCGCCGCCACGGUCACCGCCAGGAUAAUAGUGCUCGAUGAAAAUGACAACGACCCGGUUUUCGUCGCCCCGGAUAAUCCACGUCUCGCCGUCACCGACGAUCUCCAACCAGGUGCCCCUCUGACGAGAGUAGUUGCGGUGGACAAAGAUAGCGGCGACAACGGUCGAGUGUCUUACAUAAUAACAUCCGGCAACGAAGGAGGUCAAUUUUCCGUUGGUUACGAUUCGGGAAUCGUGACAUUGACGCGCCCGAUGACCGGUACCGCGGAGGUAGAGGUGACCGCUAACGAUCACGGCACUCCACCGAGAAAAGCUUCGUUCAAAUUAUUUCUGACAGCGACCGGUCACGCCGUUGGACCACCGAGACUUCUCAUCCAAAAUCCGGUGGCUAGAAUUUCGGAAGACGCACAAAUCGGCGCAUCUCUGGCCACGGUCGCCGGUCAGGCCAUGGCGGAUCAAGGCAACGUGUCAUUCGUCAUUCCCGCAGGACUAGCCGCCGACAAGUUUUCCAUAUCCCCGAUGGGCCUCGUCACCCUUCGCGGCCCUCUGGACCGCGAAAUAACGGAUCAUUAUUCGGUUCCCAUCCUGGCGAGGUCGGCCAAACUUCUGGACUUGACAACCUUGGAAGUGAUGGUCCUAGACGAGAACGACAAUGCUCCAGUUUUCAGAUCUGGUUCAUGCUACAACCUCGCGAUUCCAGAAAACCAGGAAUUAUCCGUCGUUCACACGAUCGUUGCCGGGGAUGCUGACGAGGGUAAAAAUGGGGAGAUUUACUACAGCAUAGUAGGUGGCAACAUCGGGUCAAAGUUCAACCUGGACCCGACCACGGGUGCUUUAUCCUGCGCGAAUCUCGACAGGGAAACGGUUUCAAAAUACGUUCUGACCAUUUCCGCCAAGGACAAGGGUCGGCCGAGUCUCGAAGCGCGUUGCAAUAUCACCGUCGUAGUCAUCGACCUGAACGACAACGCCCCUACAUUCGUUCAGAACCAAUACACCGACACGAGACCACGUCCGGCUUCCCUCAAUAACCAGAACAACGAUCUCUCGAAUUUCGGGGUACAAUCCUUUGGACAGUACGGACAAAACUACCAAUCCAGCUACAUGCCCGUCAGGUAUGCGGCGACCAUAUCAGAGGAUGCGAUGCCAGAAUCGAGCGUAAUGAGCGUCAAGGCCACCGACCCCGAUCAAGCGAAUAAUGGAAAAAUCACGUACACUAUGGCCGAAGAAAGCACGUGGUUAUUCAAAGUGGAUAAUCUAACCGGAGUCAUAACAACGGCGGGCUCCCUCGAUCGCGAGUACCAAAGCGUCUACAACUUCCUGGUUGUGGCCACUGACGGAGGAAGAUACGAUGCAAAAACUACGUCGGUACCCGUUCAAAUCACCCUCACCGACGUGAACGACAACCGGCCGGUAUUCGCGGAGUAUCCGUUCCUCGGUCACGUGGCUAUCGGUUCGCAACCGGGGCGUAACAUUCUCCAGGUGAAAGCCACCGACGCGGAUUUAGGUCUGAACGGCGAGAUCGUAUACUCGUUCCUCCAGGAACAAGAAAAGCCAAAGUUCCGAAUCCACCCGAGCUCGGGAAUCGUGACAGCACCCUCGUCCCUCGCUCAGGACAACGGGAAGAUCUUUCACCUGGAGGUGUUGGCCAGGGACAAAGGGAAUCCCCACCGAAGCGCCACGGGACUAAUAGAACUCCGGGUAGGUGAAAUCUCGGAUCUUUCGCCGGUGCUGAAAUUUCAAAACGAAACCUACGACGUUGUCGUCGCGGAGAACUCGCCGUCGGGAACGGAAGUCGUUCAGGUAACAGCGGUCCGAUCCGACGGGAGGAGACAGCACAUCUCGUACUCGAUCGGGUCGGGCGACGAUCACGACACCUUCUCCAUCGACGAGGAUUCGGGACUCGUCAGAGUCAAUGACCCCAGAAGACUCGACGCCGAAUCGUGGAACAACGCUCAACCCAAAGACGUCGACGACGACGGAAGAACCACUUGGCGAAGGUCGCUCGAAGGUCAGCAGAUCAAGGAAGAACCGAGAGAUUCCGCCACCCACACUCUGAUCCUGGUCGCGAGGACCAUCGGCCCGGAACCUCUUCUUGCCUACGCGAGACUCGUGGUCAGAAUCUUGGACGUUAACGACAAUCCGCCGAUAUUCACGCAAAUGCAGUAUUCGGCCACGGUGCUUGAGGGAAACACCAAGGGGAAUUUCGUCGUCAAGGUUUCCGCCAGCGACGCCGACCAAGGUCUGAACAGUCGUAUCUUGUAUCACAUAGUGGAUGGCAACCCCGACAACGCGUUCACCAUCAGUCCACCGUACAGCGGUAUCGUAAGGACGAACAUUGUCCUCGACAGAGAAAUCCGGGAAAAAUAUCGGCUCACCAUAAUCGCGACUGAUCAAGGAAAUCCGCAGUUAACCGGCACCGCAGCGCUCAGUGUUCGGAUAAUCGACGUAAACGACAACCAGCCCACAUUUCCAGAGCACAGCAUCAUCUCCGUAUCCGAAGGUACCGAAGUGGGCGCCGUACUUACGACGAUAACUGCAAACGACGUCGACAGUUCGCCAGCCCUGAUUUACCAAUUCGGCAACACCACCCGCCCCGGUCCCUUCAGCAUAGAUCGAUACAGUGGCAAAGUCAUACUCCGGAGAAAGUUGGACGCGGAAACGCAGCCGGAAUACAGUCUACGCGUUCUGGCGACCGAUGGAAUCCACGAAGCGUCGACGGAACUCACCGUCAGAGUAACCGACUUGAACGACAAUGCGCCGGAAUUCCAACAGGCCGCCUACUCUGCAUCGCUUCCAGACGGCCGAGGUGAGAUACAAGAAGUCGUGGCGGUGAACGCAACGGACAAAGACCUCUUGGAGGAAAAUUCCUGCAUCCGGUACAGCCUAGCCUAUCCAGUGAAGGGCUUCAGCGUUCAUUCCGAAACGGGGGUUGUUUCGGUGAACAGGACGGCGCUGCCGAGACCCCUUUUGAAGGACGUGGUGCUGGCCGUCGUCGCUCUGGACUCGGGCAAGCCAUCGAGGUCCGCGGUCUGCACGGUGGUGGUGAGGCUAAGUACUUUGAAGAGUUCUCAGCCUGGAAAGGAGUUCAGGAUAAACGUUAAGGAAAAUGCGGAACGCGGUUCGACGCUGAUGAGGUUGUCGGACAUCGACCUCAUAGACGGGAACGUUAUCUCCGGUGAUGAUAACGGAGUUUUCGAGGUUUCUCGAGGAAAGUUGAUCCUUGCGAAAAAUCUUGAUAGAGAAAAUAAAGACCGCUUCAGAUUGCGACUCGGUUCACGGAAUGAGAAUUCUUCCGCCUCGGUUGUAAUCGUGAACGUUGAAGACGUAAACGACAACUAUCCAGAGUUCGAUCAGAAACUUUAUGAAGUCUCCGUCAAAGAAGACGCGGACAAGGGAAGCACGGUUGCCAUCCUGAGAGCAAAAGACGAUGAUCGACCUGGCACUCCAGCAGCCACCAUCACCUAUGAGAUCACUUCCGGAAACGACGCGGGUCUCUUCCGUGUGGAUAAAGCCUCUGGAGUAGUUUUGGUCAAUGCGACUCUGGACUGUGAUCUGGGACCGGAAGUUCACGUCCUAGUGGUCAUGGCCUGUGAUCUCGACCCCUCGAUUCCACUCUGCGCAUUAACGAGACUUAGAAUCCACCUGGAAGACGUAAACGACAAUUCGCCGCGUUUCCCAGUGUCGGAAUACCUCGAAUUCGUUGGUGAAAAUGAGCCGGCUGGCACGCGAAUCUUUACCGCAAGAGCGACGGACCUGGACCGCGGAAUCUUCGGGGCGUUGAAUUACUCAAUAGUGUCAGCCGCGGCAUCCGGAUUCUCCGACAUCGACGACUCCUGGCGACUCUUCGCCGUUGACUCGAAAUCUGGACUGGUUUCAACGAGGGCUGUAUUCGACUAUGAACAAAGAAAUCGCUACGCUUUUACACUCUGGGCUACCGAUACGGGCGGUAGAACCGCAGCUGUUCGCGUCCGUGUGGAAAUAGACUCCAGGGAUGAAUUCUACCCUCAGUUUACCGAGCGGAUGUACAAGUUUGCGAUACGAAACACCCUGAUUUUACCCGGAACUGUCAUCGGCCAUGUUACCGCCACAGAUCGCGACAAAGGUCCCGAUGGACGCGUUGUGUAUCAACUAACGUCGCAACACCCUUAUUUUAAACUGAACAGAACCACCGGCGCUCUCAUAGUGAAACAAAAGCUCGUAAGCGUCGCAGAAGAGUCACGGCUGGUGGUUUCCGCGAGUUCCGGAAGACAGGGGUCUUUGUCAAAUAUGACUGUCGUUGAAAUAUCCGUGGAUGAAUCCGCAGCGGAUAUAGGAUCCAAUAUGGCGGUAGCAGCGACCGGAGGUUUGGCAGAUUGGGCAUUAGGGCUCCUGAUAGCCCUGUUGUUGGUGGUAGUUGCAUUCGGGGGGAUAUUUUUAUUUCUUCACGUACGUAAUCGCCGUCACAAAAAGGGAACGAAACCGGGAUUGAACGGAGAGAGCACCGUGACAACAUCCAACAGCUACGUUGACCCGAGUGCGUUUGACACGAUACCGAUCCGCAGCGGAGGCACGUCUAGCCAAUUCGCGCCCCCAAAAUACGAUGAAAUUCCGCCGUACGGAACGUCAGGACAAUCUGCCCAACAACAAGCAACUUCGGAACUGUCGGGAAGUGAUCAGUCGGGAUCAUCCGGCAGAGGAUCCGCCGAAGAUGACGGAGAGGACGAGGAAAUUAGGAUGAUAAACGAAGGACAGCAGACCGGAGACUCGGCGAGCGAUCUCUCGGUUCACAAUACUCAGGAGUAUCUCGCUAGACUCGGUAUAGUCGAUCCACCAACUGGUACCCCGAGAAGACCACCAGAAGCCUUGCCUCUGGACAGCUUGCAUCUCUUUGAGGACGAAACUUCCACAGAGGCUGACAUAGCUACGUUAAUUUAUGGGAAGAUCAGUGAAGCCGGGAGACCGACUUCCGGUCUAGAGGCUCCCCAGCCCUCUAUGAACGGUUCUCUGAGUUCUAUCGUCCACUCGGAAGAAGAACUGACCGGUUCCUACAACUGGGACUAUCUACUCGACUGGGGACCCCAGUAUCAACCGCUAGCGCAUGUCUUUGGAGAGAUAGCAAGGCUCAAAGAUGAUGCGGCGAGCGUUCAGAGCGGAAACUCAAGCGGGAGUAAAGGCAAACCGGUGCACAAGGCACCACCGCCACCCCUGCUAACUUCCGUCGCGCCAAGGUCACUCGCUGCCCCUGCCUUGGCAAGAGGAAUUGUACCAAGGUCACCGAUUAGUCACGAUGGCUCUACUUUCCCAUCAGCAGCCCUGAGCCCCAGUUUUUCACCGUCGCUUUCACCCCUCGCAACGAGGAGUCCUAGUAUAAGCCCUCUUGUACCUGCCGGGGCACAAAGGUCGAAUCAAGGUCCACCCAGAGGUAUACCCGUCGCAGACUCGGAGCUGAGGAUUUAAUGGAGGAAAUAUCCCAAGUGAACUAGGUUAAUAGGAUAAAGUUUUAAAUUUGUCUUCCUUAUCUCCAGACACCUUCGUUGGAUGCCAAGGUGUGGAGAUGAACUUAAGACGUGUGAAUGUGAUUAUACUUCCUAACGAGUUAUCACGGCAAGCAGGGUGGAUAAAGACUGUGGAGCGUUUUCCUUACCCUGAAUGAUGCAUGUCGUAGUUUUCAGUAACUGAUUGUAAUAUUAGAAGGAAUUCUGUGUAAAUAAUGAUAAACCGACUGAAGACUAAGUUUAGUAUCGAAUACGUACAUUGUGAUUUGGGUCCAUCGACUCGAAAGUUCAUAUACUCAGUAUUUUGUAAAGCUUAUAGAAAUUAAAAGUGGCCAUAGGACGCCGAGCGAGGGUCAAAUCCCAUCCAAAUAUACUGCGCGCUAAAAUUUUUGUUCGUGAAAUAAUAAAUAGGCGAAUUCAAGUGUGAGUGCAUUUCAAUAUUUCCGAUGUACCGCAGUAGCCACUACUUGUGUACAGUAUGUAACUAUUAUAUCAAAGUAUUAAAUUACAUGUUUAGCGUGUAGGUGUAAAGGUGCAAAGUGUAAUAUUAUUAUGGUAUGUAUUAUUUCAGAAUAUAAUUGUAUCGCGUCCUGCUCAACUUUUGAUGAGUAGAUAAGAAAUAAGAAUGAGCAGAUUUAUGAAGGUGUAAAUAUAAAAAUAAUUUUGUAAAAGAAAUCGGGAUUAUAGAGAAGUUAUUGAAAAAGACGCUAUCACUAGACAACGCUGUAGCUUUACUGACGUGGUAAACUUGUAUAAAAAAUUUUAGAAAUACCUCCGAGUUUAGGUAGCCUUGUAUAUAUACAAUUAAUUUUUAUUAUAAUCAAAAAUAGACUGCAACUUCAUUAGCUGGUCUGGUUUCACUAUGUUUUCUUUCAACCAUCGUUUGGGUAUAACGAGAAAAGGAAAGAAAUAAGACAAUUCGAAUCACUGUUAAUAAACUAGAAAUUCGUAAUGUUUUGUAGCUUAACAAUCGUAUAAGUUAAAUUAUUGAACAUAGAGGAACCGUCCCGUAACGUAUUUCUAAACCACGACCGAACUGAUUUGAAUCGUGGGCCUUUUUUUCUGUAUCAUACAAACGCAGGCUAUAGUAGACGCGAAUCAUCGAAUUUAUUUUCUGUGAAAUAAGUAACGACGCACAUUGCCAUUCCACCAAUUGACGAGGCGCAGAAACUAAGAUAUCACCCUCCCACCCUUUUCCUACCGUCUGCAUUUUGAAUUUUGUAUAAAUAUUCUUUCCUUCCUGUACAAACCUUUUAAGCGAAAGUCCACUAUUGUGGAAUUAAUAAAUGAAUUUUGUAACAAAA
Athalia rosae (coleseed sawfly) is the source of this 12392-nucleotide messenger RNA. RefSeq names its product protein dachsous (gene ds). Gene Ontology annotation, molecular function: calcium ion binding. Gene Ontology annotation, cellular component: plasma membrane. The coding region runs from base 1226 to 11050 and encodes 3274 amino acids. Lineage: Eukaryota; Metazoa; Arthropoda; Insecta; Hymenoptera; Athaliidae. The record is from RefSeq and is a predicted model, not a curated record. The transcript has 16 exons. Gene Ontology annotation, biological process: homophilic cell-cell adhesion.